Messenger RNA from Drosophila busckii, 1074 nucleotides. Its product is annotated as L-aminoadipate-semialdehyde dehydrogenase-phosphopantetheinyl transferase. The record is from RefSeq and is a predicted model, not a curated record. The transcript has a single exon. Gene Ontology annotation, molecular function: holo-[acyl-carrier-protein] synthase activity; magnesium ion binding. Gene Ontology annotation, cellular component: cytosol. Lineage: Eukaryota; Metazoa; Arthropoda; Insecta; Diptera; Drosophilidae. Bases 133 to 1008 code for a protein of 291 amino acids.
UGCUGAAUACCAAUAAGAGGAAGCGCCAUCUGUUCGCUAAUUAGAUUACACUAAAAAAUGUUGCUUGCGCUUAAAAACAAUGCAAGCAACAUGUGUUUUUAAGCCAAAUAAUAAAUCUAUAACAACAACGCGAUGAGUAAGCAUAUAUGCACGCGUUGGGCGUUCGAUUUGAGUACAUGGAGACCAACGCUGCCGCAACUGACGCAGGCAGUGUCAGCCAUUCAGCCCGAGGAGCGUGUGCGUCUGAUGAAAUUUCAUUUUAUUGAUGACUUUCUAUCCUCGCUAAUUGGACGGCUAUUAAUGCGGAAAUUUGUAAGCACGUGCAGCGGCGAGAACUAUCAUCAAGUGCAGUUUGCGCGUGAUGUGCGUGGCAAACCCUAUUGGGUGCAGCAAAAGGCAAAAACAACAACAACAGCGCUUAGCUUCAAUGUUUCACAUCAAGGCAAGCUGGUAGUGCUCGCUGGCAUUAGGGGUAGUCCCACUGAUGGCGAAUUUGGCAUUGGAGCUGAUGUCAUGAAAAUAGAGCACAAUAGUGGUAAAUCGCUGACGGAGUUCUUUCGCCUUAUGCAAAGCAAGUUUUCAACACAGGAAUGGAACUACAUUUGCCGGCCACAGCACAAUGAACGCGCUCAGCUCAAAGCUUUUAUGCGACAUUGGUGCCUGAAGGAGGCUUAUGUUAAGGAGCUAGGCGUGGGCAUUACUGUGGAUCUGCAGCAGAUAAACUUCUCCGUAGACACCACACAUGCAUUGGAGGAGGCGGUAUCGCCUCUUUGUGCCUCCAGCUUGCGUUACAAUGGCACGCCCAUGACCCAAUGGCAUUUUGAGGAGCAUUUGCUAACCCCCACAUACUGCGCUGCCAUAGCAUUCAGAAAUUGUCAGCCAGAGCAGCAUGCCAAGUUUGAAUUUCUGCGCUUGGAGCAGCUAUUGGAGCAUAGCUCAAAUGAGAAGCAGCCUGAGUUAAUGGAUUACUGCAAGCAAGCACUGCUCAAGCCAUAUAAGCAGCAAUAAUAGUUUAAGACUGCAAUUGUUGUUUUUUUAUAUAUAAUAAAUGCCUUUUGUAUAUUUUUGCAUAAA